AUGAUUGAAUUCUUGAAACAACAUACGUGCUAUGAUGUUUUACCAAUAAGCUUUAGGCUUGUUGUGCUUGAUACCGAGUUACCAGUCAAAAAGGCAUUGGAAAUCCUAGUGACAAACGGCAUUGUAUCAGCCCCACUUUGGUCGAGUCAAACACACUCUUUCGUUGGCAUGCUCACUGUGAGCGAUUUCAUCAGCCUGAUACAAUACUACUAUACCCAUCAAACAGACCAAAACGACAUUGAAACCAUGCGAUUAUCACAUUUUACAAAACACAUCAAGCAGAACUACCCCAUACAUCCAAUGACGACGUUAUACGAUGCUGCCAUCCUCAUGUCCAGCACAAGAGCACAUCGGAUUCCACUCAUGGACUCGAAAAAGGAAGUUGUCAGUGUCAUGACCCAGUAUCGAUUGAUGAAAUUCAUAGCAAACAAUUUUCAAAAUACAGCGUUGCUCAAUAUACCCUUAUCAAAACUCAACAUUGGUGUGUACGGCGAAUCAGUAGCCACAGCUACAAUGGAGACGCCUGUCAUUGAUAUCAUUACCACGUUUGCUGAAUUGAAUAUUAGCGCGGUCCCAAUCAUAGAUGAACACGGUACGGUAUUCAACAUGUACGAUACAAUUGAUGUCAUGAGCCUGGUGAGGUCAGAGAAAUACAGUGAUUUGGAUUUGCCCGUAGGCGAAGCACUGAAAUCGAGGCCGGAUGACUUUCCAGGCGUUUGCACAUGCACAAUGAGUGAUACCCUUCUGUCAAUAUUCAAAGCUAUACGGAAAAAACGAGUAUACCGUCUUGUAGUGAUUGAACCGACAACAUUCAAACUAAUAGGACUAUUAAGUAUAUCAGAUAUAUUGGGCUAUCUUGUUAAGCAUUAA
Molecule: messenger RNA, 870 nt
Organism: Mucor velutinosus
Lineage: Eukaryota; Fungi; Mucoromycota; Mucoromycetes; Mucorales; Mucoraceae
Gene: SUR1
Product: zinc-finger protein
Exons: 5
Coding region: 1-870 (289 amino acids)
Biological process (GO): protein phosphorylation; regulation of catalytic activity
Cellular component (GO): nucleotide-activated protein kinase complex; nucleus; cytoplasm
Molecular function (GO): protein kinase regulator activity; AMP binding; protein kinase binding
Source: RefSeq, a predicted model, not a curated record